UCGGUUCCAGUGCACUUCCGGGGUGCUCGCCGAGUGGUUGUUCGCCGAACUUAAACAUGGUGACCGCGGCGUCGGUUUCCGCGGCAGAACGUUGUUCUUGGAGCAACAGCAGCAGCAUCAGCAGCGAUGGUGACCAAGAAGAGCCCGCCGGUGGUCAAGUAAACCGGGUGCUGGCCAUGUACCACGAUGCCACCGUACUCAUCACUGGGGGGACCGGAUUUCUGGGAAAAGUUCUGCUCGAGAAAGCGCUGCGGUGUUUGAACGUGCGGAAGAUAUUCCUGUUGAUUCGCCGGAAGGAUAACCUGAGUGCGCGGGAACGGUUGGUGCGGCUGUUGCAGGACCCGGUCUUUGAGAAGGCACGCUCCUGCUAUCCCAGCAUGGAUGCGCUCUACGCCAAGGUGGAGGCCGUCCAAAUCGACCUGAACAACGGCACGACACUGUUCCCUCGGGACGACAUGGGUGACGACGACACCAGCCCCAUCGAGGAGCGCCUCCUGGCGGAAACCGAAAUUAUCUUCAACGUGCUGGCGUCCGUCAAAUUCAACGAAUCCAUCCGGAACGCGUUGGCCACCAACGUGGGCGGUACGGGGAAGGUGCUGCAGUUGGCCAAACGGAUGCCCCGGCUUCGGUCGGUGGUGCAUGUGUCAACGCUGUACUCGAACUGCCACCGGACGGACAUUGAGGAGCGCGUGUACGACGAUAUCCCGAUGGAUCAUGGGAUGAUCCUGCAGUUGACGAACGCGCUGAGCGAGCAGGAAAUGGACAGGUUUCAGCACUGCUUUCUCGGACCGAUGCCCAACACGUACACGUUCAGCAAGAAGUGCGCCGAAGUUAUGAUCCAGAAGGACUACUCGCAGCUGCCGAUUGGAAUCUUCCGGCCACCGAUAGUGAUAUCCACCUACCAGGAACCGAUGCCCGGUUGGACGGACAACCUAAACGGUCCCUCCGGCGUGUGCAUGUGGACGGUGAAGGGACUAAUCCACACCAUCUGGGGCGGCGCCGGCAAACGGGCCAACCUCGUUCCGGUGGACUACUGUGUCAACGGCAUCAUUGUGGCCGCAUACGACAUCUGGAGGAGAAGCCGGCGAAGGGUUGCGGGGGCGGCCAAAGCUGUCGAAGAAGAAAAUAGCCAGCUGCUGCCCACGUACAACUACAUGUAUCCGGCGUUCAGUCUGACCUGGGGCAAGUACAUGGACAUGGUCCAUCUGGGCUUCGAAAGUCGAUUACAUCAGAUAGUGUGGAACUACUCGUACAUCAUCACGUCGUACGGGCCACUUUUCCGGGCUCUGUCGUUUUGCUUUCACACCGUUCCUGCCUUUGUCCUUGAUGUGGUGCAGCGGAUUCGCCGAAAAAAGCCAAUCUAUCGAAAGGCCAUGCAGAAGACAGGUCGGUUCCUGGAGCUUAUGUCCUACUUUGGCACUCGUGAGUGGACCAUCGCCAACGAGAACGUUCGAAGACUGCGAGGGUUGCUGUCCGCGGACGAGAGCCGGCUGCUCGAAUUCGACAUGGGCACCAUCAACUGGGCGGAGUACUUCCGGACGUACAUCCCCGGCAUCCGGCGUUACUGGUUCCGGGAGGGGGCAGUUCGCGGGGAUCGAUGGAAACCAGCGGCGAACAGGAGGUUCCAUUUCAUGAAAAGGCUCGUCCAAAAGCUGGUGUGGAUCUGGGUCUGCCUGCGGAUGACCCGUGUCACGUCCAAGUUUGUGGCGGAAAAUUUGUUUGCACUUUUGAUUGCAUAACGCUGCUCCCUCCCCCUCACAGCUCCCGGCCGGAAAAGCCAACAAAUUGUGCAAAAUGAAAGAGGUGGUUGCACCACAGUGGUCGGAUAAGUGGGAUGGAAAAGUUGGAAAAGUUGGAAGUUUCGGUGUUUUGUGUGUGUGUGUGGAUAUCCACUGGAUAAAAACAGUUCGUUUAGUGUUUCAAUGUGGACAGUUUUGUGUCAAUAGUGAAGUUUUCAUGUUGAAUUUAGAGAAAUUGGAAUCCAUAUACAUAUUGACUGUCAACAACGGUAAACUAAAUAGUUUCCGUCAACUGUAUUGUGAUUUUGAAAGGUAUGGAGUUGAAUAAAAAAAAAAUGAUGUUCGAUGAAUUGUGUA
Culex quinquefasciatus (southern house mosquito) is the source of this 2096-nucleotide messenger RNA. RefSeq names its product fatty acyl-CoA reductase wat. Gene Ontology annotation, biological process: long-chain fatty-acyl-CoA metabolic process. NCBI's taxonomy places the organism in Eukaryota, Metazoa, Arthropoda, Insecta, Diptera, Culicidae. Gene Ontology annotation, cellular component: peroxisome. Gene Ontology annotation, molecular function: alcohol-forming very long-chain fatty acyl-CoA reductase (NADP+) activity. The transcript has 7 exons. Bases 57 to 1739 code for a protein of 560 amino acids. The record is from RefSeq and is a predicted model, not a curated record.